Lathyrus sativus (Indian pea) is the source of this 1497-nucleotide messenger RNA. Lineage: Eukaryota; Viridiplantae; Streptophyta; Magnoliopsida; Fabales; Fabaceae. The record is from the annotation of a GenBank genome assembly.
AUGUUAUCACUAAUUUUGCUUGUUUUAUUUCUAAGUACAUUUCCAUUUCUUCUUUUCUUUCUGAAACGUAAAAGAACCAAUAAUGCACCUUAUCCUCCUGGUCCUAGAGGUUUGCCAAUAGUAGGGAACCUUCAUCAGCUAGACAAUUCCAAUCUUUAUCUUCAAUUUUCAAAACUCUCAAAAAUAUAUGGACCAUUAUUUUCACUUCAACUUGGUUUAAGACAAGCUAUUGUUGUUUCUUCAGCUGAAAUUGCCAAAGAAAUAUUCAAAAACAAUGAUCUUUUGUUUUCUAAUAGACCUAUAUUAUAUGGUCAACAAAAACUAUCUUACAAUGGCUCAGAAAUUGUAUUUUCUCCAUAUGGUGAAUUUUGGAGAGAUAUAAGAAAAACUUGUGUUGUUCAUAUAUUUAGCGCCAAGCGUGUUUUAUCUUAUUCGUCUGUAAGAACGUUUGAGGUGAAGCAAAUGAUCAAAAAGAUUUCUAAUCAUGCUGCUGCUUCGGCUGUUACGAAUUUGAGCGAGUUAUUAACUUCUCUCUCGAGUACGAUAAUCUGUAGGAUUGCUUUCGGAAGGAAGUAUGAGAAUGAAGGAACAGAAAGGAGUAAAUUCCAUGGGAUGCUGCAUGAGUUUGAGGCUAUGUUGACAGCUUUCUUUGUUUCUGAUUAUAUUCCAUUCAUGGGCUGGAUUGAUAUACUAUCUGGACUUCGUGCGCGUCUCGAACGAAAUUUCAAGGAGAUGGAUGAGUUUUACCAAGAGGUUAUUGAUGAACGUUUGGAUCCAAAUAGAGAACAUGGAGAUGCAGAUGUUAUUGUUGAUGUCUUACUCCAAUUGAUGAAGCAACGUUUGUUUUCAAUUGACCUCACUUUUGAUCAUAUCAAAGGAGUCCUCAUGAACAUGCUUGUAGCUGCAACAGAUACCACAUCAGCGACAAUUGUUUGGGCUAUGACCGCGCUAAUAAAAAAUCCAAGAGUAAUGAAGAAAGUACAACAGGAGAUUAGGAAUUCAAGAACCAAAAACGAGUUUUUAGACGAAGAUGAUAUACAAAAUUUCACCUACUUGAACGCAGUGAUAAAAGAGACAUUAAGAUUGUAUCUACCAGCUCCAUUGCUUGUGCCAAGAGAAUCAAGAGAUAAAUGCACAAUAGGCGGCUACGAAAUUCCUGCAAAGACAAUAGUUUUUGUGAAUGCCUGGGAAAUUCAAAGAGACGCUAAUGUUUGGAAAGAUCCUGAAGAGUUUUACCCCGAGAGAUUUUUAGAGAGUUCGAUUAAUUUUCUUGGACAAGACUUUGAACUAAUUCCAUUUGGAACUGGUCGUAGAAUUUGUCCGGGCAUGCCUAUGGCAGUUGCAUCAUUGGAACUUAUCCUUGCUAAUAUUCUUUAUUCUUUUGAUUGGGAAUUGCCAGAUGGAUUGUUGAAGGAAGAUAUUGAUACCGAAAGGUUGCCAGGACUCACUCAACACAAGAAGAAUCAUCUUUGCCUUGCGGCCAAGUUUCCUGUGUAG